AUGUCUCAGCUUCUCAUCCGUCUCUCCAAGCUCUCGUACCGGAACAACACUGUUCUAAAACGCAAGAACUCUCGUCUGUUAUCAACCAGCCCGUAUCUGAUUGUUGGAGUAUUUGCGGAAGACGCUAGGGCAAGAGGUGGCGGCUUCCUCGGUGACAUCCUCUUAUUCGACCCGGCAAAGGAAGAGUUAGUCACAGUGCGGGACAAAACAGUGUCCGAAGAGCUUGUUUGCUCGAAAGUUAUGGGAGCAUCAAAUGGAUGGGUGUAUUCGAAUUAA
Eruca vesicaria subsp. sativa (arugula) is the source of this 276-nucleotide messenger RNA. Lineage: Eukaryota; Viridiplantae; Streptophyta; Magnoliopsida; Brassicales; Brassicaceae. The record is from the annotation of a GenBank genome assembly.